This is a messenger RNA of Electrophorus electricus (electric eel), 1411 nucleotides long. It is a transcript of the gene eef1g, whose product is annotated as eukaryotic translation elongation factor 1 gamma. NCBI's taxonomy places the organism in Eukaryota, Metazoa, Chordata, Actinopteri, Gymnotiformes, Gymnotidae. The record is from RefSeq and is a predicted model, not a curated record. Gene Ontology annotation, molecular function: translation elongation factor activity. Gene Ontology annotation, cellular component: nucleus; cytoplasm. Gene Ontology annotation, biological process: translational elongation.
UUUCCUUUACGACAGCAGCGUGCGCCUAUCUUCCUUCUUUUUCUCGUCCUGAAGAUGGCGGCAGGGACACUCUACACAUAUGCAGAGAACUGGAGAGCCUACAAGGCUCAAAUUGCAGCCCAAUACAGUGGGGUUCAUCUGAAGGUUGCAAGUACCCCCCCUGCCUUCACCUUUGGGCAGACAAACCGCUUGCCUAAUUUCCUUAACAGUUUUCCCUUGGGCAAGGUUCCAGCUUUUCAGGGUGAUGAUGGCUUCUGUCUCUUUGAGAGCAAUGCUAUUGCUCACUAUUUAAGCACCGAUGCCCUUCGUGGUAGCACUCCUCAAGCCAGUGCCCAUAUCUUGCAGUGGGUCAACUUUGCUGAUUCUGAGAUCAUCCCUCCAGCCAGUGCCUGGGUUUUCCCAACCUUGGGCAUCAUGCAGUUUAAUAAACAGGCCACAGAGCAGGCAAAGGAGGAGGUGAAACGUAUGUUGCUUGUUCUGAAUCAGCACUUAAAUACUCGUACGUUCCUGGUUGGAGAAAGGGUCACUCUUGCUGACAUCACUGUGGUGUGCUCUCUGCUUUGGAUCUACAAGCAAGUUCUAGAGCCUGCCUUUCGUGAACCCUAUCCUAAUGUGAAUCGCUGGUUUGGGACGUGUAUCAAUCAGCCCCAGUUUAAAGCUGUUCUUGGAGAGGUCAAGUUGUGUGAAAAGAUGGCUCAGUUUGAUGCCAAGAAGUUUGCAGAGCUUCAGCCCAAGAAGGAGACACCUUCCAAGAAGGAGAAAGGGGGCAAAGAUGCAGGUAAGCAGCAGCUGCAGCAACAUCACGAGAAAAAGGAAAAGAAGGAGAAAAAGGAGGAGAAGAAAGCUGCCUCCCCUGCUGAGGAGAUGGAUGAGUGUGAAGCUGCACUGGCCUCUGAGCCUAAAACAAAGGACCCAUUUGCUCACCUUCCAAAGAGUACUUUUGUCUUGGACGAGUUCAAGAGGAAGUAUUCUAAUGAGGACACUCUUACUGUGGCACUCCCACAUUUUUGGGAAAACUUUGAUAAAGAGGGCUACUCUAUCUGGUAUGGCGAGUACCGCUUUCCAGAAGAACUUGCCAUGACAUUCAUGAGCUGCAAUCUUAUCACAGGAAUGUUCCAACGACUUGAUAAGCUACGCAAGAAUGCUUUUGCUAGCGUUAUCCUCUUUGGCACAAACAACGACAGUUCAAUCUCUGGCAUCUGGGUCUUUAGAGGACAAGAUUUAGCUUUCAGUCUGUCUGAAGACUGGCAGAUUGAUUAUGAGUCAUAUAACUGGCGUAAGAUGGAUGUAGACAGCGAGGAGUGCAAGACAAUGGUGAAGGAAUACUUUGCAUGGGAGGGUGAAUUUAAGCAUGUAGGCAAACCUUUCAACCAGGGCAAAGUCUUCAAGUGAUCCUUCAUGGCAUUUAAAC